Molecule: messenger RNA, 668 nt
Organism: Phanerochaete carnosa HHB-10118-sp
Lineage: Eukaryota; Fungi; Basidiomycota; Agaricomycetes; Polyporales; Phanerochaetaceae
Exons: 5
Coding region: 1-651 (216 amino acids)
Source: RefSeq, a predicted model, not a curated record
AUGUCCCACGGAAAGCAGUUCACAUUGUACACCCACAAGAGAGGUCCCAACGGAUGGAAGGUGGCCAUGAUACUGGAAGAGCUCGGCAUGACGUACGAGUCCAUCUAUCUCGACUUCGAGAAGGGCGAACACAAGGCUCCCGAGCACACGAAGCAUAACCCAAACGGACGUACCCCGACGAUCAUCGACCACAAGAACAACGACUACACCUUGUGGGAGUCGGACGCGAUCCUGCUGUAUCUCGUUGAGCGCUAUGACCCCGAACACAAGAUCUCCGUCGCCGACGCGGGCGAGAAGUUCCACCAGCUCCAGUGGCUGUUCUUCCAGGCGUCGGGCCAGGGCCCGUACUUUGGGGAGGCGGUUCAUUCCAUGCGCUACCACAGCGAGCAGCUGCCCAGUGCGCAGGAGCGCUACAACAACGAAGUCAAGCGUGUGUUUGGCGUGCUCGAAAGCGUGCUGUCGAAGCAGGAGUGGCUGGUUGGCGGGAAGGUGACGAUUGCGGACUUGUCCUUCACCCCCUGGAUAUCCAGGUCCUAUGGUUUUGACUUGGCGACUGAGUUCCCUGCUUCCGCAGACUGGAACAGCAAGAUUCGUGAGCGGACGUCUGCGAAGAAGAUCCAGAAGAUGCAUGACGCCGUAAACGCAGCAUAAAUACUGACAUAAAACCC